CCGAGAACCGCGCAGCGGUUUCCAAAGCAAAGCUUAACCGGGCAACCACAUGCCUAAAUUUCGAUUUCACCUGCAACCUCACAAAAAUGGCCGUCACUGAUUUGCUGCGCUGCAAUCGGAUUCUCCAUUUUCCAUCUGCACCCUCCCGCACCACCAGAUACCUUCCCUACUCCUCGUCAAUGACCGAACUCGACAUCGACGGUGCUGGCGUAGACUCCGACAGCGACGGCGGCGACUGCGAUAGGUCUUCACCUAGCACCAGCUUAACUCCAACCGAAAUCGACGCCGCGGAGAAGUUGCACAUCAUUAUCAAAGAGCACUACAGGAAGAACCCCGAUGUUCCGAGUUCCAUAAACCCUAAUUUCACUCUCUCAGCUCUCUCCUCUGGCUUCUCCGAAAUGUGCGCCGACAAGACAAUAUCCGCGGCUGUCAUCCGGCGCGUAAUUGAGAAAUGUGGGGAAGCACGACGCGGUGUUCCUUUUCAUCAGGCUCUGGCGUUCUUCAACUGGGCGAAGGCGCGCUAUUCCUUUCAAACUCCAGAACCCUACAGUGAAUUGGUAGACCUGGCCGGAAAGGCACGCGAAUUCAGUGUAGCCUGGCACAUGAUACGCUCUAUGAAAUCGAGUAAUAUCAGAGUUCCUAGAGAAACUUUCUUGAAUUUAAUACGGCGCUAUGUUCGAGCAGGGCUGACCUCAGAGGCUGAACAUACUUUUGACAUGAUGGAGGUAUACGAUUGUAAGCCUGACAGGAAUUUUUUCACAGCUGUGAUCUGCAUACUCUCCAAGAAAAGAAGGGCUACAGAAGCUCAGAAAUUCUUCAACAGGUUGAAAGACAAGUAUGAAGCCGAUGUAGUGGUGUAUAGCAGUUUGGUUCACGGUUGGUGUCGGGCAGGUAACAUUUCUGAGGCACAGAGGGUUUUCAAUGAAAUGAAAGUUGCAGGAGUUGAGCCGAACGUCUAUACUUACACCAUUGUGAUUGAUGCGUUGUGUAGGGGCGGGCAAAUAACACGUGCUCAGGACGUCUUCUCGGAGAUGAUCGAAAAGGGAUGCCCCCCUAAUACAGUCACUUUCAAUAACCUCAUGCGGGUUCAUGUGAAGGCGGGGAGAACCGAGAAGGUGCUCCAAGUGUAUAAUCAGAUGAAGAGGCUCUCCUGCCUUCCCGACAUCAUUACAUUCAAUUUUCUGAUCGAAAGCCAUUGCAAAGACGGGAACCGAGAUGAUGCGAUCAUGGCACUUAAUGUGAUGGUUAAAAGAGGGUGUGGGCCCAACGCAUUCAGUUUUAACCCGAUUUUCAGGUGCAUCGCAAAAUCGCAGGACGUGAAUGCCGCACAUCGGCUGUCUGCCCAGAUGAAAGACUUGGGGUGCAAGCCCAACACAGAGACAUACAACAUUUUGAUGAAGAUGUUUGUUGAGAUGAGGUCGACAGAUAUGGUGAUUAAGCUUAAGAAAGAGAUGGAGGAGAAACAAGUUGAGCCUAGUGUGAAUACCUUCAGGGUUCUGAUUCGCAUGUUUUGUGGUAUGGGGCAUUGGAAUCAUGCCUACCAAUGCUUCACUGAGAUGGUUGAGAAAAGGUGUAUCCGGCCCGGUAAAGCAGAUUACGAAUUGGUGGUGCAACUGCUGAAGAAGGCAGGGCAGAUGAAGAAGCAUGAGGAGUUGGUUUCUAAGAUGGUCCAAAGGGGCUAUCUUGCAGCUCCCCCAUUCCUAUUGUAAAUUGUAAAAAUAAAAAGUUGGUUGGAUACGGCCGGUCACCAUUACUAUGCAGUUCUUACUACUUCUUACAGUGUUUUGUUAAAUGUUUAGUUGCCCGUCUCAUUAAAUGUUUUAUAAGGAACAUUGAAUUUAAAAGUAAUUUUCUCUUGUAUUUUGUGAUAUCCAUAGGAUGAAAUAUAUAUAUAUAAGUUACGUAAUGUGAAAUUAUGAAAUGUGAU
Cuscuta epithymum is the source of this 1927-nucleotide messenger RNA. Lineage: Eukaryota; Viridiplantae; Streptophyta; Magnoliopsida; Solanales; Convolvulaceae. The record is from the annotation of a GenBank genome assembly.